Molecule: messenger RNA, 4018 nt
Organism: Centropristis striata (black sea bass)
Lineage: Eukaryota; Metazoa; Chordata; Actinopteri; Perciformes; Serranidae
Gene: gfap
Product: glial fibrillary acidic protein
Exons: 9
Coding region: 16-1371 (451 amino acids)
Biological process (GO): intermediate filament organization; regulation of chaperone-mediated autophagy
Cellular component (GO): intermediate filament; cell projection; cytoplasm
Molecular function (GO): structural constituent of cytoskeleton
Source: RefSeq, a predicted model, not a curated record
GCUUCAGUCCCCAUCAUGGAGAGUCAGAGAGUCCAGUCCUCAUACAGGAAGCGUUUUGGGCCUCAGGGCUCGGGCAGCACAGGAGUCAGAAUUGGGAGCCUUUCUUCUGGCCGCCUCUCCUGGCAUGGCACCCCUCGCAACCUCACCCACUCCAGCCCCAUGUCCCGGAUCUCCUUGGGCUCAUCCAACGCGGCCUUUCUCCUGGGGAGCCCCGUGGACCGGCUGGACUUCUCAGCUGACACCCUGAUGAAGGCCCAGUACAAGGAGACGCGCACCAACGAGAAGAUGGAGAUGAUGGGCCUGAACGACCGCUUUGCCAGCUACAUAGAGAAGGUGCGCCUGCUGGAGCAACAGAACAAGGUGCUGGUGGCCGAGCUGAACCAGCUGAAGGGGAAGGAGCCCAGCCGCCUCGGGGACAUCUACCAGGAGGAGCUGAGGGAGCUGCGCAGGCAGGUGGACGGGCUCACCACUGGGAAAGCUCGGCUGGAGAUAGAGAAGGACAACCUGGCUGCAGAUCUGGCCAUGCUCAAGCAGAGGUUGCAAGAUGAGAUUGGCCUCCGACAGGAUGCAGAGAACAAUUUGAAUGCCUACAGACAGGAUGUGGAUGAGGCGGCUCUCAAUCGUGUCCAGUUAGAGAGGAAGAUCGAUGCCCUGCAGGAUGAGAUAAACUUCCUGAAGAAAACUCACGAGGAGGAGCAGCGUGAGUUACAGGAGCAGAUCUUGGCCCAGCAGGUGCACGUGGACCUGGAUGUUUCCAAACCGGACCUGACUGCUGCUCUGAGGGACAUCAGGGUCCAGUAUGAAACCAUGGCCUCCUCAAACAUGCAGGAGACGGAGGAGUGGUACCGAUCCAAGUUUGCUGAUCUGACAGAUGCAGCCAAUCGAAACGCAGAAGCCCUGCGUCAGGCCAAACAGGAGGCUAAUGACUACCGGCGCCAGAUCCAAGUGGUGACCUGCGAUCUGGAGUCUCUUCGUGGGACAAACGAGUCUCUGGAACGCCAGCUCCGGGAGAUGGAAGACCGCUUCUCCAUGGAGACCUCUGGUUAUCAGGAUACAGUGAGCCGCCUGGAGGAGGACAUCCACGCUCUGAAGGAGGAGAUGGCGAGACACCUGCAGGAGUACCAGGACCUACUCAACGUCAAGCUCGCCCUGGACAUCGAGAUCGCCACCUACAGGAAACUGCUGGAGGGAGAGGAGAGCAGGAUCACCAUCCCAGUUCAGAGCUUUUCCAACCUGCAGUUUAGAGAAACCAACCUGGACACUAAAACCCCAGAGGCCCAUGUGAAGAGGAGCAUCCUGGUUCGGACUGUGGAGACCAGAGAUGGAGAGAUCAUUAAGGAAUCAACAACUGAACACAAAGAUCUUCCUUAAAGGUCCAGGCCUUGGUCACGAUCUGAAGAUUAUUACAUUUUGUUUUCCAAACCCCAAAACUGUCCCAUCAGAGUCAUCCUAUCAUUUCAUUUAUCUCUCCUUUUAUCAUCACCUGCAGGCUAAUCCGUUUGAAAGACUCCUAGACUCCCUCAUUAGAAUUUCUGCCAAAAACAUCUUUUUGUACAGCUGUGAGUAGGAUGUUGGCCAGCAUCCCGUUCCGGUAAAAACUACUGGAAAUCACUCAUAACCUGUUUUAAUUUUAUCUCCAGACUCUCUUAACAAACCAGAUUUGUAGCAUUGUUUCAGAUUAGCUGCCAUAGAAGAGGCCUUGAAACGUAGAAAUUUUGUUCAGCUAAUAUAUAGCAUGGUGGAGGUUGACGUGUGGUUAUGUGUAUGUGAAAUGUGGCAUGGGAAGUAUGAGUGAGAGUUUUGCAGACAUCAGAAUCGGAUUGAGGCAGGAAAUGAGAGGUAUGUUAGAUCAGCUUUCUGCAGGUGAAUUUGGACUGAUUUUUUUUUUUUUACCCUUUGCCUGGUGCUAUUUUGCAUUUUAUUCCUUUGUUUUAGCAGCAGCCUCCACUGCUUAUAUGUUGCUGCUUGUAUUACCUGCACAGGUGUUUUUAAUUGGUCUAAUUCUGGCUGAUUAGACAUUUUGUUCAGAUUGGAGCUGACUGAGGCCACGUUUAUACAUAGCAGGGUAUUUAGAGAAACAAAUAUUUCCCCCCCUCCGUUUUCAAAAAAGUUGUCAUUUAUAUCAACCCGCAUAAAUACGCCAUCGAGCACCAUUAUAAGUAUGCCAAACCUAUGGGCGGCAGUGUAGGGAGAAGGAUAAAGCCAUGCAAGCCAAUCAGAAUCCUCAGAAUCAACAACGAAUAACACAAGCGACUUCCUGUUCCUUUCAAAACAACUAGAUAGAAGGAGCGUGAGAACCUAAAACCCUGUUUCUCCCAGUUGACAUGGCAACACAUAUCCGGAGUUUUUCCAACUUCUCCACUUUGCCCGGAGUUUUUAGAAAUAAUCGUUUUCCGUGAUAAAAAUGGGGUUUUCGUGUAAAUGAGAGGCCAAACCACAUGGAAAUAUCUGCGUUUUCCCUUCGUGUAAACGGGGCCUGAGUGGAGCAAUGCUGUCAGUUUGCACGGAUCGUCACAUCCAAUCUAGUGUGUAUUGAAGUUACUUUUCCACAAAUCUCAACCUCACUGAGUGGCCAAGCAACUUGCUAUGGCUGUUUUUGAUGGGUAAAACUGCAGAACCAGGAGAUGCAACAAGAAAUAUUUUGUGCAACAUACUGGACAGUCUGUAAUCUGUAGACACGGUGUGAGUGUAUAGACAUGGGGAUCAGGGAGGUAGAAAAGAGUCGAGCACAAUGUGUCACAUCAGACAAACUGAUAUAGCUGGCAGCAACAAGAUUAAAUCACUGCAGAGUCCAAAAUGGAUCAAAGGUAUGUUUGAUUUAUGAGUUUUGGCAUUCAGAUUCCAAUUAUCUUCAUAUUACAGCACCACUCAGCAAAAAAAAAAAAACCUUGAUGAAUUCUGUUUAUUUGUACAGUAAUUUGCAUAAAAGCCCAUUUUAGCUGUGUGCUUUUCCAUACGACUGCACCCGCAACAGCAGAUGCUGAGUGUUUGUAUGCUUUCAACUCAGAGGGCAGUGACCAUGGCAACCUUUACAGUGACGUAACAUAUUAUGUAUUUCGUUUAUGAAAAGUUUUCCCAUCAACAGGUACAACAUUACUAACACAAGUCUGUAUAAAAACCCACACAUUCCUGGGGGGAGGUCUAACGAGCCAAAAUAAACAAGAAUAACUGUGUGUGUUUUAAACUUUCCUCCAUCACUUCUGCUCUUCUGCAUCCUCCAUUCAUCCCACACUCAGCUUCUGGUGCCCUCUGUCUCUUGAACACAACCUGAUAAGACGUCUUUUGACACCAGGACGCGUCAGGGCAUGCAUGAGGAGGUGUUUGGAAGCCGAGUGUCCUCCAGCCUCCAGUUAAUCCACUAAACUCCAAAUCCACUAGCCAGUUUCUGUAGUGUUUGACUGAUAGCAGAGAGAGAGAGAGAGAAAGAGGCAGACAGGGCUGUGGAGAUAACCUCCAGUAAAUCCCACAGCACCAGAAGUCCUUAUUUUUCUAUUUUGAAAGGGAGGAUGCUGGGGUGAAAAGGAAAAGCAUGCUAGGAUUAAAGAUGGAUAGAUAGAUGGAUGGAUGGAUGGAUGUCACAACUCAAACAUUGUAAUCCAGGCCUCCUGCAUUGUUAGGAGUCCUGCUGACUGGAGCCAUGCUGACAGGCCCUGCCACUAAUGAGAGUGGUGCUACGCCGAAGCUGGCUGUCGCUGUGCUCAUCACCAAGGACAAGCUGUGAAUUUGUGUUCCCAUGUGCCUCCCACCUUCCCCCCUCCACAACUUCCACUCCUGUCACUCAAACCCCUUCUCCUGGUUCUCCCAAUAACAUACAGCCCUCUCUUCCAUUUACUUUGGGGUUUUUCUGAAUGUCGAUCUUAUUUAGAAUCUCUGAGUCUCGUAGCGAAGACGCAGGUGAAUCGUGCUUUGUUGCGGGGGAAAAACCUCUGCAGAUGUGAAUAUAACAUUAGUUUUGACCAACGCUACACACUGUGACGUCAUGUUAACUUAACAACAAUAAAACCUUUGGCUUGUUAGA